This is a messenger RNA of Gregarina niphandrodes, 861 nucleotides long. RefSeq lists its product as hypothetical. The transcript has a single exon. Lineage: Eukaryota; Apicomplexa; Conoidasida; Eugregarinorida; Gregarinidae. The coding region runs from base 1 to 861 and encodes 286 amino acids. The record is from RefSeq and is a predicted model, not a curated record.
AUGGACCCGGAAGAAGAUCCGCGUCAGGAGAGCACUCACAGUCGGCCAGCGUCGAAGCGCCCACCGUUCGUGCGCAGAGUCCUAGAUCUCAGGGGAGUGUUCGUGAAGAUGUUGGAGGAGGACAACCGCAGGAUAGCGGCAGCCCAAGCCAAGGCAGCGGCUCAUCGACGGGAGGCAACCCCCCCCGCCCCCUCCUCCCCAAGCCAAUCACCCUCCACGCCCCAACCCGUCCCCGCCCCCCCUCAGUCCACUCCAGACUCCGCCCAGUCCCCAAGACUGGAUGCAAACGGUGUUGGAAACGAGAGCCCUACGCUACACGGAAUACCCGCGGAUAGCCGCACCGGAGCAAUUCAUCAAAGAGCUGUUUCUGGAACCGCUGGCGUUGGAGAAGUUGCUAUGGGCAAUCCACAUACUGCCAACGCUGUCGGGAUACCCGCCGGAACUGAGUCAGGCGGUGCAGGCGAUCCGGGAAGUCGAUCAUCUGCGGUCAUCGAGUGUAAAGAGACACGUACUAUCAUUAUACCGGGCAUCGAGGGGAUGAUAACGGCCGUGCGCAUCCGCGUUGACACAUCCCGCGUCUAUCAGGAGUUCCGCGAUGACAGGGACUUCCUGGAGGCUACGACUUCCAAAACCUCGCUUAGUGUUGAGGGGGCGGCUGUUCCGGUGGUUGUGAACUCUCCAGUCGAGGCGGUGAUGCCGCUGACUUGUCGUAAAACGAGUGUGAGUGUAAUUGACAGAGAAGGUGUGACAAAUGGCCUCGUCCACAAGAUGGGGAUUGACGGCGGCGUAGGUAGAGGCAAGGAUCGAUCGAUAAGUCAAAUCAAUUUUGGCGAAGUAUCGUCCUUGAGCGGCCCUUUGUAA